AUGACCACCAUGUUGAAAUCCAGAUCCCCAGUCCAGCAGAGGAGCAGCCAUAAUGGCCAGGAGACCAGCCUGUGGUCCUCAGGUUUUGGGAUGAAGCUGGAGGCUGUCACCCCAUUUCUAGGGAAGUAUCGUCCUUUUGUGGGUCGCUGCUGCCAGACCUGCACCCCCAAGAGCUGGGAGUCCCUCUUCCACAGAAGCAUAAUGGAUUUGGGCUUCUGCAACGUGAUCCUAGUGAAGGAGGAGAACACCAGGUUUCGAGGCUGGCUGGUUCGCAGGCUCUGCUAUUUCCUGUGGUCCCUAGAGCAGCACAUCCCCCCCUGCCAGGAUGCCUCACAGAAGAUCAUGGAAAGCAGUGGGGUACAGAACCUCCUCUCAGGGAGGGCACCGGGAGGGGCCGGGGAAGGCCAGACGCCAGACCUUGUGGAGAAGGAGGUUCAGCGCAUCCUGGGCCAUAUCCAGGCUCCACCCCGACCCUUCCUACUCAGGCUGUUCAGCUGGUUGCUGCUGCGGGUCCUGAACUGCCUCUUCCUGAACGUCCAGCUCCACAAGGGCCAGAUGAAGAUGGUCCAUAAGGCCGCCCAGGCGGGGUCUCCGCUGGUCUUCCUCUCUACUCACAAGUCGAUCCUGGAUGGAAUCUUGCUGCCUUUUGUGCUGCUCUCCCAGGGCCUGGGUGUGCUCCGUGUGGCUUGGGACUCCCGUGCCUGCUCUCCUGCUCUCAGAGCCCUGCUGAGGAAUCUUGGGGGGCUUUUCUUGCCCCCAGAGGCCAACCUCUCUCUAGACAGUUCCAAAGGGGUCCUUGCAAGGGCUGUGAUCCAUGCGGCCUCCAGCCCCCUGGGGCUGUGGAGGGGAGCUUUGGCUGUCCUGCAGAGACUGCGCAGCUCCUGGGGCUGCCUCCAUAGGGUCUGUGUCCGGGUGCACCUUGCCCAGCCCUUCUCCCUGCAGGAGUACACCAUCAAUGCCAGGAGCUGUUGGAGCGGCAGGCAGACCCUGGAGCACCUGCUGCAGCCCGUCGUGCUGGGCCAGUGCACUGUUGUCCCAGACACAGAGAAGGAACAGGAGUGGACCCCAACAACUGGUCCCCUCCUGGCCUUCAAGGAAGAGGACCAGCUCCUUGUCAGGCGACUGAGCCGGCACAUCCUGCAUGCCAGUGUGGCCAGCUCGGCAGUGAUGAGCACAGCCAUCAUGGCGACACUGCUGCUGUUCAAGCACCAGAAGGGUGUGGUCCUGUCACAACUCCUGGGGGAGUUCUCCUGGCUGACAGAGGAGACGCUGCUGCGUGGCUUUGACGUGGGCUUCUCAGGGCAGCUGCGGUGCUUGGUGCAACACACACUGAGCCUGCUUCGGGCACACGUGAUCCUGCUGCGCAUCCACCGCGGGGACUUGGUGGUGAUGCCACGGCCUGGCCCAGGCCUCACGUACCUGGCUCGCCUGAGUGCAGAGCUGCUGCCUGCCUUUCUGAGCGAGGCUGUGGGUGCCUGUGCUGUGCGUGGGCUGCUGGCAGGCAGAGUGCCACCUGAGGGGCCCUGGGAACUUCAGGGUAUAGAGCUGCUAAGCCAGAGCGAACUCCACCGCCAGAUCCUGCUGCUGCUGCACCUGUUGCCGCAGGACCUGUUGCUGCUGCAGCCCUGCCAGUCUUCCUACUGUUACUGUCAGGAAGUGCUGGACCGGCUCAUUCAGUGUGGGCUCCUGGUCGCUGAGGAGACCCCAGGCUCUCGGCCAGCCUGUGACACGGGGCGUCAGCGUUUGAGUGCAAAGCUGCUGUGGAAACCGAGUGGGGACUUUACUGACAGUGACAGUGAUGACUUUGAGGAGGCAGAGGGCCGGUACUUCAGGCUCAGCCAGCAGUCACGCUGCCCCGACUUCUUCCUUUUCCUCUGCCGCCUGCUCAGUCCACUGCUCAAGGCCUUUGCACAGGCUGCCGUCUUCCUCCGCCAGGGACAACUGCCAGAUACCGAGGCAGGCUAUACAGAGCAGUUGUUCCAGUUCUUUCAGGUCACGGCCCAGGAAGAGGGAAUCUUUGAGUAUGUGGACCCAAACCUCGCCAUCAGUGCUGUCUGGACCUUCAGAGACCUGGGGGUGCUGCAGCAGACACCCAGCCCUGCAGGCCCCCAGCUUCACCUGUCCCCUACAUUUGCCAGCCGGGACAAUCAGGACAAGUUGGAGCAAUUCAUCCGACAAUUCAUCUGCAGUUAGAGCCAUGAGGCAGAGCCUGAUCUCAAAGUGCCUCAACCCAGCUGUGUCCUCGAGACAGAAGACAGGAGGCUGUAGACCCCU
Molecule: messenger RNA, 2274 nt
Organism: Urocitellus parryii (Arctic ground squirrel)
Lineage: Eukaryota; Metazoa; Chordata; Mammalia; Rodentia; Sciuridae
Gene: Gpat2
Product: glycerol-3-phosphate acyltransferase 2, mitochondrial
Biological process (GO): glycerol-3-phosphate metabolic process; fatty acid metabolic process; triglyceride biosynthetic process
Cellular component (GO): mitochondrial membrane
Molecular function (GO): glycerol-3-phosphate O-acyltransferase activity
Source: RefSeq, a predicted model, not a curated record